Messenger RNA from Jaculus jaculus (lesser Egyptian jerboa), 2222 nucleotides. RefSeq names its product exostosin like glycosyltransferase 2 (gene Extl2). Lineage: Eukaryota; Metazoa; Chordata; Mammalia; Rodentia; Dipodidae. The coding region runs from base 594 to 1583 and encodes 329 amino acids. The record is from RefSeq and is a predicted model, not a curated record. The transcript is spliced from 6 exons. Gene Ontology annotation, molecular function: glycosyltransferase activity. Gene Ontology annotation, cellular component: membrane.
GAAUCUCAGGCUGAACGGAGGUGGUGGACUCCUGUGUCCCCGGACUGCGGAAGAAAAUCGUGGGCGGGCUGGGCGCUUCAAGACCCACCCCGGCUGUCUGUCCAUCAUCUACGUUCCCGGAUGCACUGGGGCCCCGCGCCUGCCCCCGUCUCCAUGAACCACAACCACCACCCUCCCCCCAAACCCCCUCCGCUCCCCUAAGGACCGAAAGUCCCCGCGGGUGUCCCCGGCUCCAGGAUCCAGGCGGGCCGCGUGCGCCGGGAAGGAGGGCUUUGCAGGGGGGGAGCCACGCUGACCUGGCUCCGUCCCACCCGCGGCAACGGCGCCCGGCCCUCCGGGGCUGCCACGCGGGAGGCCCUCGCGCUGUGCCUUGCAAAAGAAAACACCUCAAGGAAAGAAGAAGAAGAAGAAAAAAAACAAAAAACUGAGCAAGAGAGACGCCCCUUCCGUUGCAUGCUAACCUAGCUAGCUGCAAGCCAUGAAACCCGCUGACCCCACUGCAAUCCCCCUGCGCUCGAGUGCCAAGAGAACCUGAUCCUAUGAAACACUGAAGCCAUAAGGAAAGCUUUUUCUUCCUCAAAAUUAACAACACAAUGAGGUGUUGCCACAGCUGUAAACUUCCGGGGAGAGUCAUGGGGGUCCGAGUGCUUCGCUUCUCCCUGGUGGUGACCCUCGUGUUACUGCUGGUCGCCGGGGCUUUGACCAAUUUACUUCCCCGCGUCAAAGAAGACGAGAUGCUGGCUCUGCGCAGGGAAAUAAAAUCCCCGAGCAAGUCGGCCCUGGAUUCCUUCACUCUCAUCAUGCAGACCCACAACAGAACAGAUCUCUUGCUCAGGCUCUUAAACCACUACCAGGCCAUCCCGCGCCUGCACAAGGUGAUCGUGGUGUGGAACAACGUCGGAGACAAGGGCCCGGACGAGUUGUGGAACUCCCUCGGGCCUCACCCUGUCCCCGUGGUGUUCAAAGCACAGACAGCAAACAGAAUGAGAAAUAGGCUCCAAGUCUUCCCUGAACUGGAAACCAGCGCGGUUCUGAUGGUAGAUGAUGACACCCUCAUUAGUGCUCAGGACCUUGUUUUUGCUUUCUCGAUUUGGCAGCAAUUUCCUGAUCAAAUCGUAGGAUUCGUUCCUAGAAAGCACGUCUCUACGUCCUCGGGAGUCUACAGUUACGGAGGCUUCGAGCUACAAACCCCAGGGUUUGGGAAUGGUGACCAGUACUCCAUGGUGCUCAUUGGAGCCUCGUUCUUCAGCAGCAAAUACCUUGAGCUCUUCCAGAGACAGCCUGCAGCCGUCCACGCCUUGAUCGACGACACCCAGAACUGUGACGACAUCGCCAUGAACUUCAUCGUCACCAAGCACCUCGGGAAGCCCUCGGGGAUAUUUGUCAAGCCCAUCAACAUGGUCAAUUUGGAGAAAGAAACAAACGGCUAUUCUGGAAUGUGGCACCGCGCGGAGCACUUCCUGCAGCGGUCCUACUGCAUUAAUAAGCUUGCGGCCAUCUACGAUGGCAUGCCCUUGAAAUACUCCAACAUCAUGAUUUCCCAGUUUGGCUUCCCGUACGCCAACCACAAAAGCAAAAUGUGAAAGCGAGACAAACAGCAAUAGCCCCGAGAACUGCUAGUGUUUGAGUGGCUUCCCGUGCUGUGGCUUUUUUGAUUUUUUUUUCUGUUUUUCAGCAACAUCAGGAAAUUUUGUCAGUCCAGAAGUCUUUACAAUAGACAAAGAACAACAACAAAAAAAAAAGUAUGCAGUAUUUCUAGUAUGUAAAAUUCACAUGAACUUCAAAAAGUAUCCUUCUUGUGAUGUUCCAACCCAAGGUUAUCUCCUUGGGCAGCGGGUUUCUUUUGUUUACAUCCUGAGACUAUUGUGUCAUUUCUUUCAUUCCUGGCAUUUGCCUUAAAGACCUUAAAGACUGGAUCAGAAAUUCAAGGAAGACGUUUCCUGGCUUGAUCUGCCUCCUCAGCAAAGCCUGCGGCAUAGGAAAAAGCCAUGCGAGAGGGUCAUCUGCACCCAGUGGUGGGCACCAGGAAGCCCCGCGGUGCCAGAGCAGAAUGCCCUGGGCCCGGCGUGGCUCUGCUGCAGCGGGCAGUGCUCCUAGAUCCUUGCUGAGCCUCUGGUGACUGGGAAGGGGGCGUCUGAAGCUGCCCCGCGUCCAGUUGUUUGCUUGGUUUUUGUGAACAUUUACUGCAUGGCUCGCCAAAAAUAAAUGAAUAAAUAAGCGCA